This is a messenger RNA of Xylaria bambusicola, 1652 nucleotides long. RefSeq lists its product as uncharacterized. Lineage: Eukaryota; Fungi; Ascomycota; Sordariomycetes; Xylariales; Xylariaceae. The transcript has 3 exons. The coding region runs from base 120 to 1418 and encodes 432 amino acids. The record is from RefSeq and is a predicted model, not a curated record.
ACAAGUCGUUUAAGUGUUUCGGAAGCAGAUUGUGAGAAUUUUCCAUCUAUAGUGCUAACAGAUUGCGCGUUGGCAUUCAUCGAACCUUGCUCCUGGGAAACGAAGACCACAGUUUCACCAUGGCUAGUGGCGUCAUUUCGACUACUUUCUCAACUUCAACUUCGACCGGAGAUUCGUCCAUGGCAACUUUAAUUAUCGCGGACACUCCCUGUUCAGACGUUCGACUAUCAUCCUGCGAGAAUUUAGAGUCUUGUGUUGUUCAAAUACUUCCAUCCGCCCUUUGUUAUGAUAACUCACAUUCUACAUGGACACUCGGAAGUACGUUAUCAUGCAUGAUCACGAGCACUCCCCUGAUUGUUCCCACUGCGACAUUUCCUCAGAAUGAAUGCCCCCUGGGGAUGACAAUGGCAAAAACCGCCGUCCAUCCAGGCGGCGGUUGGUGCUGCCCUCUCGGGUUCAAAUGGGCCUCAGACUCCUGCCAGAGUAGUAUAACAAGAGGAAUGGCGCCGCAAAUCUCCGAUGCAUGUGCACCAGAGAAUACCAUCGCCCCUGCUACUGGUAUCACGCAGUUUGAUAAAAGGACGAUAGAGACCACAGCUUUCCAUAGUGAGAUCAGGUCUCUCAAUGAUAUAUCAUCUCCUACCCCUGGCACAUUAAGCAUAAGUCCUCGGAAGCCUGCUGAAACUGCUGUGACCGCAAUAUUCGUUGAAGCCAUCUACUUAUCUGGGCAGACGUUCCCAACUAGCGCACUCAUUAUGCCCAGUUCGUAUACCGAUGGAAUGUCACCCUCAAACUCAGGCAACGUCUCUAGCGAAACAAUGCCGAAGCAUGAGCUGUCUGACUUAGCGAAGGUCGCAAUUGGCCUUGGUAGCGGAGUGGUUGGUUCGAUUCUCAUCUUACUAGGCGCCUUCCUUAUUAGACGACAUCGAAAAAGGCGACUGUAUGAGACAAGAAAAGAUGAAAUGGCUGCGAGUCCCAAUCCUGAAAGUUAUACUAUAAAAGAGCCUAAACCUGGGGGAAUUGGAAAUACCAGAAAAACGAUUAUCGAGCGGCCGAGGUUUCAGUACGAACUUACAGCUACCUCAUCGCCUACAACGCCUGUUUUCGAGUCAAGCUAUCUGUGUCGCCCGGAACGCGAAAGGUUAAAGAAUAAAGUAACGACGCCUGGCGUAGUUUCUGAGGAAAGGGUGAGAUCGGAGGUUCCUUCUUUCUCAGGCACAACAUUCUAUUCGGCGAAUCACUUCGAGCUCUUCGAACUGGAUACUCAUAUUCAACCUUUGGAAACCGAGGCCUCAACAAGAAGAAACAAUAGAGCCAGUAGCCAGGUACUACCUUGGCAGGCAGGAAUAUACGAUUAUCUUGACCCUUGUAAUAAUACUAAUAAACCUGAAGAAGGUGAGCAUACAAGCAUCUCAUAAAACGAUGAUUAAUCUUGCCUAACUGUUUGGGUAGCAAACGAAUUUAUUUAAUAUAAGGCCAGUGGCUGUGCUUAUGCAACGUCGGUGGCAUCAAUCACCCCAUCAGCUUUACUUGUACUUCAAGACUAAGGUAUGAGUCUAAGGGCUGAAUAAUUAAUGUAUGUUUUUGGAAGACAAUUAGAUUAGCAGCAACCACUUGCUUGAAGACCUUGAAUAGAUAAAUAUUGCACAAGA